AUGGCGGACUCACUUGUUUCAGCUCUUUUGAAUACCAUAUUCGACAACUUGAACUCCUUGUCUCGGGAGGGGAUUCGACUUGCUGGGAGCCUCAAAACUGAAGUUCAGACUCUAGAGAGUACUCUGACUACCAUCCAAGCUGUGCUCCAUGAUGCUGAGCAGAAGCAGUGGAAGACUUAUGAUCUGGAAGAUGUGCUUGAUGACUUCAACGCAGAAGCUCUAAGGCAAAGGGAUGCAAGAAGCAACGUGACCGUUUUCUUUUCUCCUCAGAACCCACUUCUGUUUCGCUUGAAUAUGGCACAUAAACUUAAGGAUGCAAGAGAGAAAUUAGAUGCCAUUGCUGAGGAGAGAAGCAAGUUCCACUUAAGAGAGGGUGUGGCAGAAGCUGAAACUGGGCGGAACAGAGACAGGAUAACCAGCUCCCUCGUGAAUGAAUCAGAAGUAAUUGGCAGAGGAGAUGAGAAGGCAGAGAUAGUUAGCAUGUUACUUAAAAAUGUGAAUCACCAUGAUGACCUCUCUGUUUAUGCCAUAUGCGGCAUGGGAGGUCUUGGAAAGACAACAAUUGCUCAGUUGGUUUACAAUGAUGAAAAUGUGACAAAAGUCUUUGAUUUGAGAGCUUGGGUGUGCGUAUCUGACGAUUUUGAUAUAGCAAGCCUGACUAAACCUAUUGUGGAAUCCAUUGAACAAGGGAACGCAUGCAAUAUCCAACAGCUAGAUCCCUUGCAACGGUGCUUAUUGGAGAAGCUUGCUGGAAAACGAUUUUUGCUUGUCUUGGAUGAUGUGUGGAACGAACAUGAAGACAAGUGGGACGGACUGAAGAAAGCGCUUCUCUCUGGACAAAGAGGGAGUACAGUCAUUGUCACUACUCGGCUCAAGAAAGUUGCUCUUAUGAUGGCUACGAUUCCUGUUCAUGACUUGGUGUGUUUUUCAGAUGAUGAUUCUUGGUCCUUAUUCAAGCAAAGAGCCUUUGGGAUGGGAAUGGAUGAAGGCAAUGUGAACUUGGAAAGAAUUGGGAGGCAGAUAGUGCAGAGAUGUGGAGGGUUACCCUUGGCAAUUAAGGCCACAGGAAGCAUAUUGCGUUUCAAAAGCCAGGAAAGGGAAUCAUUACGUGUCAAAGAAAGCGAGAUAUGGGAUUUGGAAGAUGAGGGAAGAAGAAUCUUAGAUUAUGUCAUGGAAAAGGACAAGCUGAUAGGACUAUGGACGGCAAAUGGAUUUAUUCCUUCACGAGGACAUAUGGAUUUGCAUGAUGCGGGUUGUGAAAUAUUAUCUGAAUUAACUUGGAGGUCCUUUCUCCAGGACGUCAAAGAGGAUGUUCAUGGAACUGUUACAUGUAAAAUGCAUGAUUUAGUUCAUGACUUGGCAACAUCUAUGAUGGACGAAUGCUAUGUGAUUGAGCCCAGUGAGAGGUUGAAAAUACCAAAAACUGCUCGUCACUUGUUUGUUCAUAGUAGUAGUUUUUCGAGGAACACUCUAGACUUAUCGGAAUUGCAACCAUUGCUUUCUUUGAUCCUUGGGAACAAGUUCACCUUUCGUGGUAUUGCUAAUCUCUAUAAUCCUUCCCAUUUCAUCAGUAAACAAAAGCAUCUAAAGGUGUUGGAUUUGGGUUAUAAUUUUUGCAAUAUUGCAUUUAAAAGUUUGAACAAUCUGAGGUAUUUGUGCCUACAUGAUGGUAAUAUGAAAACUCUACCUGAAUCAACAAGCUCCCUUCAUAACUUGCAGACACUGAAUCUCCGUUCUUGUGACAAUCUUCAAAUGUUACCAACAGGCAUGAAGCACUUGGAAAAUCUUAGGUACCUGGACCUCAGAGAGUGCUAUAAACUAAGUUCUAUGCCUAUUGGAUUAGGACAAUUGUCAAGCUUGCGCAAGCUCAACAAGUUUGUUGUGGGAAAGGACAAUGACAGUGGUGGCAUUGAUGAGUUGAAAUACUUAUCUUGGAGAAGAGACAGCAAUGAGACCUCUCAACAUGGAAAUGAUGAAGAGAUUCUUAAUGCUCUCCAACCUCAUUCAUGCUUGAAGAAGUUGUACAUAUAUGGUUACCAAGGUGUUAGGUUUCCGUAUUGGAUGAUGGAUAUGCUUCUACCAAACCUUGUUCAAAUCUCAUUAGAAUAUUGCAACAGAUGCGAUCAACUUCCACCUCUAGGGAAAUUACGCUUCUUGAAGGUCCUUACUAUUUUUGGAAUGGGUGCUCUCAAGUAUAUUGACAGUAACUUCAACGGAGAUAUGGAGAGUUCUUUUCCAUCACUCGAGGUUCUCAAAAUACUUUGGGCACCAUGUUUGGAGGAAUGGACGGCAGAUAAUGGUAGACAGCAUUUUCCUAUCUUAACUUCAUCAACUAUCAUAGGUUGUCCUAUGUUGGUUAAACUGCCCAUGCUUCAGUCUCUAAAGGAGCUAGAUAUCAGAGGAAGUAGUGUUACUUUACUCAAAUCUUCGAUGAUGAAUGCCACUGUUCUUAUAUCUCUCCAUAUUUGGGAGUUCUACGAGUUAAGGGAUUUAUCUGAUUUGCUGGAUAACACUUGA
Molecule: messenger RNA, 2517 nt
Organism: Gossypium arboreum
Lineage: Eukaryota; Viridiplantae; Streptophyta; Magnoliopsida; Malvales; Malvaceae
Product: putative disease resistance protein RGA4
Exons: 4
Coding region: 1-2517 (838 amino acids)
Biological process (GO): defense response to other organism
Molecular function (GO): ADP binding
Source: RefSeq, a predicted model, not a curated record